AUGAAUGGAAAAAAGUAAAAGAAGUUGAUCACUGAAGAGUUAACAUGGGAACAACUUGUAAUCUGUGGGAAUCAAUCAUAUGAAUCAGGCAGAACUGAUGAAGCUUUACUAGAAUAUGAUAAGGCUCUUAUCCUAAAUCCAAAUAAUUCAUUAAUAUAUCAUAACAGAGGGAUUUUGUAUUAUAACAUGGAGAAAAAUGAAGAGGCAUUGCUCGAUUAUAAUAAGGCCAUUGAAUUAAAUUCAUAAGAUUCAAAAAUAUAUAAUAAUAGAGGGAACUUAUAUUCAGAUUUGGGGAGAUCGGACGAUGCAUUAAACGAUUUCAAUUAGGCCAUCAAAUUAGACCCAAACUUUUCAGAUGCAUAUAAUAGCAGAGCGAUGCUCUAUGUUGACUUAGGAAAAAAUGAUUAGGCUCUUAUUGAUUUUGGCCAAGCUAUAAAAUUAAAAGCUUAAUCAAAUAUAUUGAAAAAUAGAGGAAUCCUUUUAUUUAAUUUAAAUCAAUUUGAUGAAGCUCUGAAAGACUUUAAUGAAGCCAUAAAUCUUACUCAAAAUGAUUCCACUUUAUACCUUAAUGCUGCUAUAAUUUUAUAAGCAUAAAAUAAAAAUCAAGAAGCUUUGGAGCAUUAUAAUUUAUCAAUUAAAUUAAACACUAAUGAUUAACGGGCUUAUAAAAGCAGAGCAAUGCUUUACUCGAAUUUAGGAGAAGUCUAAUUAGCUGUAUCUGAUCUUUCUAAAGCAAUAUUGCUAAAAUCAGAUGACUUUAAUGCUUACUAUCAUAGAGGCAAGCUUAUUAUAUAUUGGAAACAAAAAUAAUUAAAUUUAGCUUUAUAGGAUUUUAACUAAUCUAUUAGGCUCAAUCCUAAAUAUUAAAAUGCAUAUGAUUGUAGGGGCUGCUUAUUUCUAGAAUUGGGUGAGAACAACAAAGCUGAAUCAGAUUUCAGCAAGUCUAUUGAAUUGAAUACAAGAAGUUCCAAUUCAUACAAUAAUCUUGGAAAUUUUUUCGUAAGCAUAGGCAAUUAUUAAGAAGCAUUAAAAAAUUAUUAAUAAGCUAUAUAGCUCGAUGCCUAUAAUUCCAUUUAUUUGAUCAAUCUCGGUUAACUGCACCUUAAGUUGAAUGAUUUUUAAUAAGCUUUUAUCUUUUUUUUACAAGCAAAUUCGCAUUUAGAUGUUAAUAAGCAGGUAUAACUUUCAAGCAUUCGAGAAAUAAUUGAAAAAAUGCUUCAAAUUUUACUUGAAAUUUUUACUGAAAUUGAAAAGGAGAAUAAAUUAAUAAUAACCUAGCCCUUAGAAUUUCAAGUCAAAUUAGAUUCUAUUAAUGAAAUCAAGUAAAUAGAAAUUAGUGUUGAAAAUUAGUUAAAAAUAAUUCUCUAACCAAUAUCUCUUUAGUCAAAAUAACAUUAAUUUAGUCAGCAAGUUGAAUAACUGCAAGAAAUAUUAGUAGAUACUCGAAUAAAAUUCUCAUUGAUUCAUUAAUCGCUUAAAAAAGAAUAAUUAGUAGAUGCAAAUUAAGAAUAAUAAUUAGAUACAAAUUAAGAUUAACAAUUAAAUCAAUAAUAAUUGCCAAAUAUUAAUAUUGCUACAAUUCAGUCAGGAAUCACUAAUUUAAAAGAAUAAAACAAUAAUCAAUAUUUUUAUUUCAAAUCCUUAUGUUACAAUCUCAUCUCUUUUAUGUAAUUUUGUUUCGAAAUUUAAAAAACCAAUAAAAUCCUUCCACAAAGCUCUAUCGAAAAGCAAAACUUAAUUCCAAAUCCAUUCUGCACAUUUAAAGAAGAAGAGUGUAUAUCCAAUAUUGAUUAAAAGGAAUCUCUCAUUGAAACAAUUUGUGAAGCGCUUGGUUACUAAGACAAUUUUAAAUAAACAAUUAUUAACAGAAACUUUGCUUAGUUGUACUAUAUUGAGAAUAAUUAUUCUGAAAAUUUAGAGAUAGAAUUUCAUCUUCUUGCGAUUGAUUUAGCAACAAAAUAAGAGGGAGUUCCUGAAAUAAACUCAUAUUUUGAUUUAGUAGAGAAAAUAUCAAAAAUUUAAAUGAAGAAUCUGCAAAUUACUUCAAACAUAUUUUGGAAAAAAGGAAUAUUAGAUUCCAUAAAAAUCAUAUAAUUUAUCGAUAAUAAUAUCAAUAGGAUUAUUUCAGAUGGGUUGUAGUACUUAAGAAUGUGGAAGGAAGAUUGUGCAAAUGAGGAGGUUGUUGUGAUUCAUUAAUCUCUAGCCGAGCAGCUGAUGGCUGAGACACCAGUAAAUGGGUAGCCAACUUACUGUUCUUUUUGUUCAAUUUCAUGA
Messenger RNA from Paramecium tetraurelia, 2274 nucleotides. RefSeq lists its product as uncharacterized. Gene Ontology annotation, molecular function: protein binding. The transcript has 11 exons. The record is from RefSeq and is a predicted model, not a curated record. Lineage: Eukaryota; Ciliophora; Oligohymenophorea; Peniculida; Parameciidae.